AUGCAGCCAUCAUCUGUGCCUUUCGGUCGGCCCUGGCUGAAGAUUGCAUUUCCUUUUCUUACGAUAUUAUUCGCAAUCGUGUUUUACAAUCGCGCGUCCUUGCCCGCGAUUUCGGUGACGGUGUCAAUCGCCCCCUUAUCUGAAACUUACAAAUUGAUUUUGGAACAUGCUGCCAACUGGAAUACAUGGGUGUACACAUCACCAUUCAGUUCGUCAGAGAGCCCAGUCAGAGCCUCAGGGAAGGGGUGGAAUCUCCUCCAUGGGAUUCAUAAGGCGGGCCAAAACACGGAGGCAUGGAGCAUUGCACCUCCACAAGGAUGCUAUGUGGAUCAGGUCCACCUGAUGUCACGCCAUGCAGAGAGAUACCCAAAAAAGUCUGCUGGAACUGGCCAUCUCGAGUUCUUGGAACGGGUGAAAAACACCGGUCAUCCUCUCAAUGGCUCGCUUGCAUUUAUGAACAACUGGACCUAUUUCACCAAUGACCCAUCACGAGAUUUUGGCCAAUUAACCCACACCGGCCCGCACCCAGGUACUUUGGAAGCGGUCUCUUCAGGUGCUCAGUAUCGCUCUCGAUACGGACACCUUAUAUCGAGAAAACCCACUCGAGUGUGGGCAAGUGGCUCACAGCGCGUGAUCGAUACAGCCCGAUAUUUCGCUUCGGGAUUAUUUGGACCGGAUUGGGAGAGUUCCGGAAAAGCUGAAUUACAGAUAAUUCCCGAGACUUUCGAACGCAGGGGGGACACCCUUACUCCGAGCAAAACAUGCCACAAGUAUCUUGAGGACAAGGCUCGACACGACCAUGGAGCAAACAUGCUCGCGAGAUUCCAAAGUGUCUAUAUCCGGAAAAUCGCCAAUCGAUUGAUCGGCGAAGGAAAUUCCGGUCUCGGUGUUUUGACGAACUACGAGGUGUUUGCUAUGCAAGAAAUGUGUGGUUCCGAGACUAUGGUGCGAGGCUCAAGCCCGUGGUGCGACGUGUUUACGGAACAAGAUUGGGAUAGUUAUGAAUACGCCCGCGACCUGCGCCAGUUUUAUCGAGCUGGGCCCGGUAAUUCGUACGCCAGAGCGAUGGGAUCGCUCUGGCUGGAUGCCACGACAGAAUUACUUGGUGACGGGCCUGAAGUUGGCACUCUAUUUUUGAGUUUUGCGCACAGCGGUGAUAUUGCUCGCUUGCUCACGGCGUUGGGUACUUUUGAUGGCGAACCUCAUCUUCCCACGACGCAUAUUGUCCGCGAUCGUACUUGGCGGACCUCGUUGGUCAUGCCUAUGGGCGCGCGAAUCACGUUCGAGCGAUUGAGUUGUUCAUCAACUGAUGCCAAAGCUUAUGUCCGAGUCAAUAUCAAUGAUCGAAUUGUCCCGCUGCCGUCUUGCAGAUCAGGCCCCGGUGAGUCAUGUCCACUGGAGGAAUUUGUGGAUUAUGUGCACCAGCGAAAAGAGGAAGUUGGGGAUUUUGGUGAGGUGUGUGAUCUGGAUGGAGAGGCUGGAAAUAUUACGUUCUUGCACCAUGAUUAA
Molecule: messenger RNA, 1509 nt
Organism: Penicillium lagena
Lineage: Eukaryota; Fungi; Ascomycota; Eurotiomycetes; Eurotiales; Aspergillaceae
Product: histidine phosphatase family protein
Exons: 4
Coding region: 1-1509 (502 amino acids)
Cellular component (GO): fungal-type cell wall
Molecular function (GO): acid phosphatase activity
Source: RefSeq, a predicted model, not a curated record